This is a messenger RNA of Fundulus heteroclitus (mummichog), 5345 nucleotides long. It is a transcript of the gene nphs1, whose product is annotated as NPHS1 adhesion molecule, nephrin. Lineage: Eukaryota; Metazoa; Chordata; Actinopteri; Cyprinodontiformes; Fundulidae. The coding region runs from base 413 to 4138 and encodes 1241 amino acids. Gene Ontology annotation, biological process: cell-cell adhesion. The transcript has 33 exons. The record is from RefSeq and is a predicted model, not a curated record. Gene Ontology annotation, cellular component: cell-cell junction. Gene Ontology annotation, molecular function: cell adhesion molecule binding.
CAGGCCCAAACCAUGUGGUCAAUCUCCCAGGCUUCACCAUUCUAUUGUGAGACGGGAGCAGGGUUAAAGGACGACUGAAAUGACUAAGUAGGGAUCUCUGAUACAAUCUGCCUGUCUGAAUCAAUGUGAGGGAGACAUGGGUUUCAGUUUAGCGGGUCACGAUGAAGAAAGGUGAAGUUGAAGAGAAAUCAAGCCCCAGGAGCACACCUCAGACUCAUCUGGAUGUUACCCUCCCAAUCUUUAGUUAUGCUCCUGUCAUAGAGGAAGGAGUGAGUGAAGGGGAGAGUCCCAUUGGCAUUCUUUAACAUCUUGGUUGCUCAGAGAGUUAUCUGGAGAUCAGGAGGACAAAAAGACACUCCGGAGCCUUGGUGUCACUCAACAGGAUUCUUUAAGGUCAGGUGCCAAUGUUGAAAUGGAGUCUGUGUCAGCUUGGAUCCUUUCAGCUUCAACUCUUCCAUUUCUGUGUUUCUUUUGGGGCACGCAUGCCCAGCAGGCUUUCAGGACUGAGCCCAGGAACCUCACUGUGCGGAUGGGAGCCACAGCUGUGCUGAAGUGUGAGGUCCUGAGGGCCUCAGGGAUUGUGCAGUGGGCGAAAGACGGCUUGCUUUUGGGGCCUCAGAGGAGCCUGCCAGGCUUCCCACGCUACAGCAUGAUCGGAAAGAGAGGACAAUAUCAUCUUAGGAUUGAAAAUGCACAACUUGAAGAUGACGCCUUUUUUGAGUGUCAAGCUGGCCAAUCUGAGAGCAGUGAUGGAAUCGUCUCCGGUCUAGCUUUUCUCACCGUACAAAUCCCCCCAUCGAAGCCGUAUUUCAUCAUGGACACGCCGACACCCUGGGUGGUGGGGAAAAAGUACAGGGUUGAGUGCGUGGCCCCUGACGCAAAGCCUGAAGCUGAUAUCAGUCUGUACAAAGAUGGAGUCGAUCUGACAGGUGCGACGUCUUUUACCACGUCUGGCUCAAAGGAUAAGCUUCUGAACACGCACGCUGAAGUAACGGUCACUGCUCUGAAAUCUGACAAUGGGAGAGAGUUGACGUGUCACGCCAAGAAUAAGGCCGUUUCCCAGCCUGUGGUGACCACGGUGACCAUGAAUGUGUAUUAUCCCCCUGAUCCUCCAUAUAUUAUCGGUUUGGACAGAGAUGAGGUUAAAGCUGGGACAUUGCUCGUUUUGGAGUGUGUGUCCCAUGGUGGAAACCCCCUAGCCAAUAUCCAAUGGACUAAGGAAGGUGAAGUCCUCUCAACGACCUGGGGAGAGGAAGUCGUGGGCCAGAAGUCCAGAAAUAUCCUCACACUAAAGAUAACCCCUGCUGACAACCAGGCAGAGCUGAGUUGUGAAAGUGCCAAUAUUGUCUCCCUGUCUCCUCUGUCCAUCACCCGCAAAAUAACAGUGUUCUUCGAUCCCGCGGAGCUGACGCUGUCGGGUUCGCCGAAGGCCGUCGAGGGGCAGGAGUUGACUCUGAGCUGCCACGCUUCCUCGAGUAAUCCCCCCGUCCACAUUCGCUGGUGGCUGGGGUACAAGGAGCUCAACAACACCAGUGUCGCAUUUGAAGAGGGAGAGAAUGGAGGGAUGACGACCACCUCCAACGUGACCCACCGUGUCUCUCGGGAGGAGAACGGACUGAGGCUUACCUGUGAGGCUUUUAACAACGGCACCCAAUUCUCCAAAAUCCAGGCCGCUACGCUCGCCGUGUAUUAUCCCCCUCAGAGAGUGUUCAUUGAUUCGCCGCCUGAGGACGUCCCCCUUCGCUCGGGCACCAGGGUCUUGCUCACUUGCUUCUCGACUGGAGGGAAUCCUCCCGCAGAACUCACCUGGUUUAAGAAUGGAAGCAAAGUUUCCCACGCGCAGCCGCAAACCCUCUCUCAAAUGUUCGUAAGUCGGGGGCUCAACCUGCUCCUGACGGCGAGUGACAACCGGGCCGACUACCGCUGUGACGCCACGAACAAGGCAAAGAAAACAAUGUCUGCACAUGUUAAGCUCUUGGUUCACUUUGUAGCAGUGAGCAUGAAGAUUACAGCCAAGCAAGAAGUGCUUCGGCGAGGACAGGAGAUCAACCUGGAGUGCCUUUCUGGGAGCAGCAACCCAAAGUCUGACGUCUCCUGGAAAGUGGGCCGAAUGAGGUUGCCGGGAGUUGAGGAGAAGCCCAUGAAGUCUCUGUUUGAGGGUGUUUCUGUGCUCAGUAGGCUGUCCCUGAAUCUGAGUUCACAGCACAACAACCAGAAGGUGAUCUGUCAGGCCUACAGUCCUGUGUUGGAAGAAGCAGCGAAGACAUUUUACCACCUGAAUGUGCUGUAUCCUCCUGAAUUCAGUCCGGAGCAGACCACAGAAGUCCAGGUGGAGGAGGAUGACGUGGCAACCAUCCCCCUGAUGGUCUCAGCUAACCCCGAGGUGUUCUCCUGUAUUUGGCUGCACCGCAGGCAGACGCUGGUCAAAGGGGAAGAUAUACGCCACCAGUGGUCAGAUGACCACUCUCUGGAGAUCAGGAAUGUGACGAGGAAAGACGGCGGACUUUACACUAUCAAAUGUGAAAAUGACGAAGGUGUCGACCAAACCACGGUUGAGCUGGAUGUUCUUUAUGCUCCCAGCCUCAAACCAGAGAAAGACCCUGUGUUUGUUAACCUGGGGGGAACAGCAGACCUGAUAUGUGUGGCAGAUGCCAACCCCAUUAUACCUGGCAUGUUCUCUUGGAAAUGGCUAGGAGAGGAAGAGGUGGAGAUGGGAGAGGAGACCCAGGAAGACGAAUCAAGCCUUCUGACCAUUUAUAAUGUGACUCGGGCUCAUGCUGGUUUUUACCAGUGUACGGCCAGCAAUGGCAUAGCUCUCCCUGCCAGUGUGGAAAUGCAGCUGGUAGUGCAAUUCACACCGGUACUUCGGAAAGGACCCCAAUGGAGCAAGGUUGCCAGUCGAGGGGAUGGCACUACCACAGCUGAGUUGGUGUGUCAGGCUGAGGGCAUUCCUCGUGUAGAGUUCAUUUGGGGGAAGAAAGGGAUGCUCAUAGAUUUGGCCAAUCCCAGGUACGAGGAGAGGACAGAGAGGGAGGGUUCCAUCCACACCAGCACGCUGCGAGUGGUGAAUGUGAGCGCCGUUCUGGACUACGCUGUCUUCAGCUGCACCGCUCGCAACUCACUUGGGGAAGACAAGCUAGACAUCCAGCUCGUCAGCACAAAUCACCCAGAUCCACCUUCAUUGUUUCGUCAAGUCGGUGUAACCCAUGACUCUGUCACUCUAGAGUGGAUCCCUGGCUUUAAUGGGGGCUUGCAGCAGAGAUUUCGGAUAAGAUACAUCUGGGACAAAGCCAUCAGCUUCAUGUAUGUCGAUGUCCUUCCCCCUGAUGAAACAACCUUCACUGUUACGGGUCUGCAGCCGUUGACCACCUACAACUUCUCAGUUAAUGCCCUCAAUGCUAUAGGAGAGAGUGGCUAUGCUGACAAUGGUGCAGUACUGACCAUCACCACUAAGGUGAAGGAGUCUGAGGAUCCAGUGGAUGACAAUGAACAGGCUCCGAGUGGCGUGCCGACCCGUUUGACUGUGGCCUUCACAGUGGUGUUCGGAGUCCUGCUGCUGUUGAAUUCACUGGGCUGCUUCUUGGGGCGGAAGUGGAAGAACAGGCGUGACAAAACAAAGAUAGAAGGGGAAGCUGCGGUGAAUGGACAGAAAAGUGAAGAGGAUGUGUCAAGUCAAUCAACUGUUAGCAAGUCCAAUAAGUAUGAGAGCAGAGAAAAAAUCAACACCGGAGCCCAGCGCACCCUCCUCAUUGACUCUGGAUCUGAAACUGAGAGCAACGUCUACGAGAGCUACACAGCGUUUCAGGAAGACUCCCGUUAUUAUUAUCCUGCCGGUGACUACAAACCCUCCCUUGGUCCACACCCCGAAGAAAGACGUGGCCUUGGUGUCAUCCCUGCGAACCUUGAAAGCCAUUUCUAUGAAGAUGUGGGAGAUGGAAGAGCGUACCAGGACACAUUGGCCUCACCCCUUCCUCCCUACCCUCCAUUGUUCUCUGACCACAGACAGACCCAGCAAGCUGAGGACUGGAGGUCACCCACCUACCCUCAGGGUAUCAAGAAAGCAGGGCAGUUGAUGGAUGAUCAGCAAGCAAGGCGGGAUUAUGAUCUACCCUUCGAACUUCGAGGAGAAUUAGUCUAGAGGGAGACAAUGAGAUCGAUGGAAUAGCCUUAUGACUCAACUGUAGGCUUAGAAUAAAAUGCUGUAUAGGAGUAUUCACUCCCCUCUUAAUUAUUUUAUUUUUUGGCUUGAGCUUGAUUAAAUUCACAAGAGCAAAAUAUCAAAUAUUUAAGCUAUUCACCUUUAAAGUUUUGGAGGUUGUUUUUUUUUUUUUUUUCUUCCUCUCUUUAAAAGAAUGAGUUGACCUGAUGCCCAGGCUUGAAUUACAAACCGACACUGAAUAAGAAGGAAAGAAGAAUGUUGCAGUGUUUCAAAAAGACAGAUUUGAAAGCUUUAGUCCCCUCAUUGGAGUCUGGAAUGUCAAAUUUAUAAGAUGCUUUUUCCAUCAACACAGAUGCUAGGAGCAUACUGUGAGGUUAGUUUCCACUUAUAUUCCUCUUUCCAUGCCCCCUUUCACCGUUUUCCUCUCUCCCUAAGCCGAUUCAUGGUCACUACCCUCAGUCCCCCUUCUUCUGCUGGCCCGCAGGUAGACAUGAAUCAGUCGGUUAGAGACAGAAAUGAACUGACAUGUGUGCGCUUGGCGCUGGAGCAGAAGCAACAGAGGCUCACGGUGCCACCCAGGCAGACAUCAUCCUUUUGACCCAUCUGACAUUAACAUUUUCCAGUGUGUAUCCAGAUGAGAACCUGAUGACAGGGCUCUCUCCCUCCUCCCGUAGACUAUAAAGACUUUCACAUCUGACAGCUGGUCUUAUGGAGUCCCUACAAUGGGAUCAUACUGAGCGGUAUUUUAGCACAGUUUCGUCUUAAGGAGAGCGAAACCGUAUCCGCGGCCAGACUCUAUAAUCCUGUUUUCUCUCGGACCGGGAUUCGGCUCGCAGCAUUGGUGGCGGGAAGAAACCGUGCCGGGAAUUUGCAGUCCGAGAGAGACUGAGAUGAGGAAAAAAGGUUAAGCUAAGCCUUAACUGUGGCUGCUGCAACAAAAAGAUCUUCUCUGCUUCAUGCCCUUAAUAACCGAUUAUCAAAUCAAGGUAUUUGAUAACCAAAAAGAAAAGGGACGUUAUAAUAAUGAUCUUACGCAAUAUAUUGUGAUGAGUCUUAGUUCCCAUUUCAGACCUGUAGAAAGACACAUUAAAAAAUCAUGUGACUAUUUGAAUAAAAAAAAUCCCUCUCUGAUAUAUAUUUGUUUAAACUGGCUCCAUAACCUUUAGUAAUCUGUUCCGGGGGGGAA